AUGACGGAGACAGUCAAAACCCAGAUCAAGAAGCGCGCGGAUACCCGUCGAGAGAGGCAAACCGCCCAGGUCACGACUGUCGAGACCGGUGACCGAAACUUCAUAUUUGAAUCAGGCCAAGCCUUCAUGCAGAAGGCCCGUGUCGAGGACUCAGACCAACCAACCAAAAUCACUGGCUCCCCGCAGACAUCAAACUUGGGAGCAAUACAAAAUGUAAAUCCAAUAUCUUCGACGGAGCUUGAUAGGAUGCAGUGGAUGGGAUCCGUGUUGGGAUUUCUGGACGAUUACGAAGAAUUUCACGACCACCUCCCGCUUUUGUCUCACGGUCGGGAUUUCGAGAUUGAUUUCCUGAUGAAGUACAUGGAUUAUGUCUUUCCCCAUCUUUUCCCAUUUUACCAACCAGGCAUCCACGAAACCGGCCGUAGCUGGAUACUGGCACUACUCAGGCGGAGUAGAGUUGCUUUCCACUCGGCAAUGAGCCUGAGUGCUUACUUUUUCAUAUUCACCCUGAUCGAUGGAUACCCGGGGCAACAUGAGCUGUGCAAAAGUCAGCUUUGGGCGGCAGUUGAGAGACAGGCAGAUAUGUGUUUUGAUAUGAUCCAACACGACAUUCAGGAUCUAAGUCUCCGUACGUCGCAAUCUACGCUACUUGAGAAGGCACGAGUGAUGGAGAGCAUUACUCAAUUUCUGAUUUUUGAGGUGGCGCUCCAGCGAGACGCCAAUUGGAAUUUACAUUUGACACCUGCUCUGGCACUCUUUGAAGAAAUUUGGCGAAGUAUUGUCGCAGAGGGACCUGAAUCGAAACUACUUUCCAUACUGGAUGGCAUGACUCAGCAUCUCCGGUUUGGUCUGGAUGAUGGGGGCUACGUUUGGAGUCCAGAGCAGGCCGGCUUUCGCUUCGUCACAGGUCUCCUAAUCUUGAUCGACAUCGUUGCCAGCGUCUCGCUAGAGCAGCAACCUCGGUUAGCUAAGUAUCAUCCACAUAUUCUUGCCGAUAUUGACCAUGGUGAGCCUGACUUUGGUACAAUUCCCCUCCAUCUAUCCACCCAUUUUGGUUGUCAGAACUGGGUGCUGCUCUCAAUUAGCCGGACAAUUGUUCUAGAGGCGUGGAAAAAAGAUAUGAAAAAGGCGGCGAGAUUGUCAAUGAUUGAACUUGUGAACCGAGCCAGCAGUAUAUCUCGCCUGCUGAAUGAUGGGUUUGCUCGUCUCGACAACUACACGUCAACUUGUCAAAAAGAUAACACUCUCUCCUUUCAAUCUUACUUGAAUGGUCGGCUUUCCAGAUCAUCGACGUCAUCUGCAAUCCCUACAAAGGUCUGGGCUCUCGCUUCUCAGAUAUAUCUUGCCGUCGUCGUAUCUGGUUGGCAGCCGUCCAAUGCGGAGAUACGUUCCAACGUUUCUCAAAUGCUUGAGUUAUUAUGGAACCUCGAUCGGUCUACUCACUUGCGAGCGCUGGCCUGGCCACUGUGUGUUGCAGGCUGUAUGUCUGCGCCAGGGGCCCAAGAGCAGGAAUUCCGCAGGUUGCUCAAAGAUAUGGACGAGCUAAGCAUGGUUGGUGCCUUAAGCGAAGCUCAAAAAAUCAUGGUAAAAGUGUGGGAGAGUCGCGAAAGUUUAGAUCCUGAUACAUGGGAUCUUGCCGCUUGUUUUCGUAUCCUAGGCACACCUGUAUUACUGUUUUAG
Exophiala aquamarina CBS 119918 is the source of this 1680-nucleotide messenger RNA. RefSeq lists its product as uncharacterized. Gene Ontology annotation, biological process: positive regulation of transcription by RNA polymerase II. Gene Ontology annotation, molecular function: DNA-binding transcription factor activity; transcription cis-regulatory region binding. Gene Ontology annotation, cellular component: nucleus. The record is from RefSeq and is a predicted model, not a curated record. Lineage: Eukaryota; Fungi; Ascomycota; Eurotiomycetes; Chaetothyriales; Herpotrichiellaceae. Bases 1 to 1680 code for a protein of 559 amino acids. The transcript has a single exon.